AUGAGUUAAAACUAGUUUAAUUUCUUAUUUAAAGAUGAUAUCAGGUAUUUUAACUUUUAGUCAAUGUAUGAAUUUGUACUUUAUCAAAACAAAAAUGAAUAAAGUAGUUAUUUUAAUGGAAAAAAUAUUCAAACAAAUUCUUUUAGUAAAAUUUUGGAUAUACAAAAAAUUAAUGUCUUGAUACCUGUUAGAUCUUUUUAUGGAGCAUAUGCAUUCGCUGAGGAUUUUGCUUAAGAAUUGCAAUAAUUAAAAUAAUUGAGUGAGUUAGAGUUAUUGAUUUGUGAAUCUAAUUGCAUAAGUUCACCUGAAACAGGGUUUAUAUUUUAAGGAAUAAGAAAUUUAAAUAAACUUGAAAAGCUUAAUUUCUAAAUAUUGUAUGGUAAUAAAAUAGAAGAUAAGGGAGCUUAAUCAAUAGGUAAAAGUUUGAAAAAUCUUAUAAAUCUUUAGGAACUAAGCUUAAAUUUUUCAGCUAAAAAAAAAAUAAAAUCUGAGGGAUUAAUUUGUAUAUCUGAUGGUAUUUCUGGUUUAAUUAAAUUGAAGUUUUUGCAAAUUAAAAUAGGAAAAAUGUAAUAAAUAGAGCAUGCUGGGUGGUGUUCACUUGGAGAUUCAAUAGGUCAAUUAAGUAAUUUGGAGCUUUUAGAUUUGGAAAUAGAAAGCUAAAAUUAAGUUGCUUCUAUUGGAGCAGAAGGAAUAGCUAAUGGUUUAAAGAAUUUAUGCAAUUUAAAAACUCUUAGAUUGAUGUUUGGUUCUAACAAUAAUAUAAAUGAAAGUGGAUGUAGCAAAUUAGGAGAAAGUUUGAAUGGUAAGAAAAAUCUAGUUGAAUUAUCAUUUACUAUAAUGUAAAGGAAUGGAAUUGGAUAAAAAGGAGCAAUAAAGAUUGCUGAAAAUUUAUCCUCACUCUCAAACUUAACUAAUUUAAAUCUAUUCAUUGGGGAAGAAAAUGAUGUUUAAAUUAAUGGAAUUUAAUACCUUUACAGCUCUAUUUCUUGCUUGGAAAAGCUAAAAAAACUUAAGUUUGCUAUUGGUCAUGAAAAUAAAAUUAACUCAGAUUAAUAUUCAGAUCAAAUAAGCUUGCUAAAAAAUUUAAAAUAAUUAGAAAGUUUAUAGCUUUAUUUUGGUUAAAGAAAUAAUGCUUAAAUUUCUAUUUUUUAAAAUGUAAUGAGUAUUUUGCCUGACCUUUCAAUUUUAUAGCAAUUGGAUUUACAUUUUGCAGAAUAAAAUAAAUUUGGUGGUAUGCAAUUAAAGUAUAUAGAUUUUUCUUGUUUAUCUCAAUGCUAAAUGUUAAGGGAACUCAGUAUUUACGUAGGGUACCAAAAUGUUCUUAAUACAGAGGUGGUAAACUAUUUGAGUGAAGGGAUUAAGUAUCUAAAUAAUUUAUAAAUAUUAAGAGUAACUUUGAUUUUUAUAAAGAAAUAUGAAUUUAAGCCUAAAGUAGGAGAACUAUUUAAUUCAAUAUAAAAUCUAACAAAACUAACUCAUUUACACUUGGAUUUUGGUGAGCUGUUUUUUUUCGAGCUUGAUGACUUUUAAAGCUUAGCAUAUUGUAUAGAAAAUUCAAAAUUUUUAAAUAAACUCUACCUUAAGUAUCAAAGUGUAGAAAACCCAAUAAAUAGCUAUACUCUUCUAAAUCAAAGUUUAUAAUCUUGUAAAAACCUAAAAUCAGUUAUCAUUAAAUUAGCAACCAUUUAAGUAUAAAAUAAGGACAGUUAUUUUGUUAAGAAUUACUUACUUUGA
Molecule: messenger RNA, 1734 nt
Organism: Tetrahymena thermophila SB210
Lineage: Eukaryota; Ciliophora; Oligohymenophorea; Hymenostomatida; Tetrahymenidae
Exons: 2
Biological process (GO): positive regulation of MHC class I biosynthetic process; positive regulation of transcription by RNA polymerase II; inflammatory response
Source: RefSeq, a predicted model, not a curated record